This is a messenger RNA of Larimichthys crocea (large yellow croaker), 2175 nucleotides long. It is a transcript of the gene pdhx, whose product is annotated as pyruvate dehydrogenase complex component X. NCBI's taxonomy places the organism in Eukaryota, Metazoa, Chordata, Actinopteri, Sciaenidae. The transcript has 12 exons. The coding region runs from base 41 to 1501 and encodes 486 amino acids. Gene Ontology annotation, biological process: pyruvate decarboxylation to acetyl-CoA. Gene Ontology annotation, molecular function: acyltransferase activity. The record is from RefSeq and is a predicted model, not a curated record. Gene Ontology annotation, cellular component: mitochondrion; pyruvate dehydrogenase complex.
GGAUUUGUCUGGACACCUCUCACCGACGGAGGACGACGACAUGGCGGCCUCCUUGCGCCUGGGUCGUCAGGGGGUUUUAUUUGGCCUCAGAUUAUCAAACAUUAAUAAAUGUUCACGACCCACGCAUCCACGGCAGCAGCGUGUCAGACACUUCUUCCCGUCGCCAUGGUUACUCGGUGUCAGCCCAGUCCAAGUGCAAAUGCCUGCUCUCUCUCCGACCAUGGAGGAGGGAAACAUAGUCAAAUGGCUGAAGAAGGAAGGUGAGGCGGUGGCAGCAGGCGAUGCCCUUUGUGAGAUUGAGACCGACAAGGCUGUUGUUACCAUGGAAGCAAAUGACGACGGUAUCAUGGCAAAAAUAUUGAUGGACGAGGGCAGUCGCAACGUGCGCCUGGGCACUCUCAUUGCCCUCAUGGUGGAGGAAGGGCAGGACUGGAAGCAGGUUGAGAUCCCCCCUCCAGAGGCUGCAGCUCCAUCUGCAUCUCCACCUGCUACACAUGCAGCUGCUGCCCCAGUCUUGUCCCCUGCUGCUCCCUCUCCACCUCCUCCAAAACCAGCCACGUCAGGACCGUUACGUCUGAGUCCAGCUGCAAGGCAUAUCCUGGACACCCACGGUAUCGACCCCAAACUGGCCAUACCUACUGGACCAAGAGGACUUAUCACCAAGGAAGACACUUUAUCUAUCAAGAAUAAAUCACAUUCCAUGGCAGCCCCAGCUGCCCCAAGUCCUGUCCCCACCCCGGUGACUGCCCCACCGCCCCCAGGAAGCAGACCCAACAUACCUCCUCUCUCUGUACCAGGGAAACCAGGAGCACCAGGCACUUUCACAGAGAUCCCGGCCUCAAAUGUCCGCCGCGUGAUUGCUCAAAGACUAACUCAAUCGAAGACCACCAUCCCCCAUGCGUAUGCCUCGGUGGACUGUGACAUGGCUGCAGUCAUGCACCUCCGCAAAGACUUGGCCAAAGAACAAAUCAAAGUGUCGGUAAAUGAUUUCAUUAUUAAGGCAGCUGCCGUUACACUUAAAGAGAUGCCCGAAGUGAAUGUGACCUGGUCUGGUGAUGGCCCCCUUGCACUUGAUUCAAUCCACAUUUCAAUCGCCGUGGCGACUGACAAAGGCCUCAUUACCCCUAUCAUCAAAGAUGCUGCAAACAAAGGGGUCCAGGAGAUUUCAGCGAAUGCUAAGGCACUGGCCCAGAAAGCUCGAGAUGGGAAACUUCUACCCGAGGAGUACCAGGGAGGCUCAUUCAGUAUAUCUAACCUGGGCAUGUUCGGUAUCAGUGGCUUCAGCGCUGUGAUCAACCCUCCCCAGGCAUGUAUCCUUGCCGUCGGGACCUCCAGGGCUGAGCUGCGACUGUGCGAGGAUGACCAGACGCUGCGCACCCAGCAGAUGAUGACAGUUACACUGUCUAGUGACGGACGGCUGGUGGAUGACGGAUUAGCCUCUCAGUUUCUUGAUAAAUUCCGUGCCAACCUAGAACAACCACAACGCAUGGCCCUAGCCUGAAUCAAACAAAGUGAGAUAGCUGUGCGAAAAUGAUUGGAAAAAACAAAGCAAGAAACCCCUGCAUGACAAAGCUUGUCUUGUGCUUUUGCGAGAAGAGCGCUUGAUUCCUGUUCACUCUUGGAUUAAGGCUUACAAAGUAGGCUUGUACGUAGUAUACACUUCUGUUGUGGCUUGCUUCUGACAGAUAAUCACCAGGCUUUGUGAUGGAGGAGUUAAACUGGGCUUUGCUAGAGUUGUAGAGGAUUCUAGCAGUGGCGCCAAAUAUUACGAAGCUAAAAGUUGCACAGCAACUCCCGUCACACUAAUAGGGGUGGGUUGUUCUAUAAUACCAGUGUUGUAUAUAUAAAGUGGUUACUCUAGUUCUAUUUUUCAGUCCAAGUACAUCUAUUCUGCAUCCCCAUUAAUACACUUGCAAAUUGUACUGUAAUUCCAAUGUUCAUUUGUGAUAUUUAUUUACUGAUCAGUGGCAAUGUGGUUUGUAAUAACAUGAACCAGGAGCUGAAAACUUAAACAGUUGUUCAUGUUAAUAUGUUUUAACUUAUUUAAAACAAAUGUGACAUCCCUAAAAUUAAUCUUGCAAGUAAAUGUGUAUACAAAACACGCUAAAUUUAGAUUUAAAUUUUAAUUUAAGUUUUGGUUUCCUUAGAUGCCAAUAAAAUACACUGUUCAACGUA